AUGAAUGUCCCAAGUACAGGUGAGGACUAUCUCAUUUGGAAGCCUGACAGUUUUUGUAACAAUGCUAUUGAAACUACUGAUCAUCUGUUGGGUGAAUGUGAUUGUGCUAGAGCAAUCUGGAUGGAAGUUAAUGUUAAUAUUUCAGGGAUAUUGCAUGAGUUGAUGUGUACUAUUUGGUACACUUGGAAGGACAUGUGUAAUAUAGUCUUUCAGAAUACUAAGCCAAAUGCACAAGGAACUAUUAUAAGAAUUCAGUACUUAGUUCAGUUGUGUAAUGUCUCUAAUGGUAAUAAUAUCAUGAAUAGAACUAAUGAUAUGCAGAUAAAGCAGUGGAUACCACCUGAAUAUGGUUAUGUAAAAUGCAAUAUAACUGCUUCUUAUAUGCCUGACACUAAGAGAGGAAGUCUUGGACUGAUUGUGAGUGACUGUGCAGGUUUCACCCUAGGAGUCAAAGGUAUAAAUUUGGAGGAAAAAGUGGAUGAGGAAUAUGGAGCAGAAUACUUUGAAUGCAAAGCGCUGGAAAUGGCAGUGGAAUGGACAGAAUCUUUGAAGUAUAAUAAAGUAAUUUUUAAAAUUGACUGUGAAAAUGUGUUUCUUUCUCUCCAAAGAAAUGAAUCACAAGUUCACUGGUUUAAUCAGAAUACAAUUAUUUAUCUUAAGAACAAAUUUACUAGCAAUAAGCUUUGGUUUUGCAAGUUAGUCAAUAGGCUAGGUAAUAAUGUUGCUCAUAAUCUAACAAAGAAAGCUAGAACAACUGCAACUAAUUUUUGUUAUUUAUCAGAUUAUCCUCCUAACAUUGUCAAAUGGAUGGAAGAAUACUAUGUAAUUUUACAUAACAGAUAA
This is a messenger RNA of Papaver somniferum (opium poppy), 843 nucleotides long. RefSeq lists its product as uncharacterized. The record is from RefSeq and is a predicted model, not a curated record. Gene Ontology annotation, molecular function: nucleic acid binding; RNA-DNA hybrid ribonuclease activity. Bases 1 to 843 code for a protein of 280 amino acids. The transcript is spliced from 3 exons. Lineage: Eukaryota; Viridiplantae; Streptophyta; Magnoliopsida; Ranunculales; Papaveraceae.